Messenger RNA from Diprion similis, 4534 nucleotides. RefSeq names its product FHIP family protein AAEL005291-like. The coding region runs from base 208 to 3285 and encodes 1025 amino acids. The record is from RefSeq and is a predicted model, not a curated record. The transcript has 12 exons. NCBI's taxonomy places the organism in Eukaryota, Metazoa, Arthropoda, Insecta, Hymenoptera, Diprionidae.
CAGACGCAGAGGCGAUACGACAAUCCAUUAUUUCCACAUAAAAUUAUAAUCGGACGAAGGAUUCGAGAGUUCGAAAGUUUAAAUGUACCGAAACCUGUAUAGGUGUACAGAGUCGAAGAUAUUGCGUGUAAAACGGAUAUGCAGCACUUAGAGGUCUGAAACCCAGCUGUCAUGCUCCUGAGUUGAAAUGGGAAUUUAAUCGGCGUGAUGAGUUGGUUGAGAAACAGUCCGCUAAGGACUAACUUCAGCAGGCAACGAUCAAGGGAUUCUCCCCCAAAAGAUGCUGAUCCUACAGCUUGUUACGACAGUUUUCGCAAACACUGGCAACAGACACAUGACAUAAUUUUACAAACAAAGUUAGUUAGAUCAUGUUUCGUUUUGCAGCCACCUACUGGAAUCCCGAGUCACGAUGAUGUUCGCGGAGUUGUCAAUCAUGUCGAUCAAAUGGUCACACUUUUGCUCCUUGAACUUCGGAAUGCUACUCCGCCUAACGAACACAGACGCACAGCUACUCCUACACAUUCGCCAUGCCUUGAACAUCUGCUGAACGAAAACUUGCUUGACAAGCUUUACGAGUGGAGUUUGCACACAGGAAGAUUCAACAAUGCAGUUUGGCUAGAGCAACUUAAGCUAUACGAGCUACUGGUAUCGCACAGCGGGGCUCUUUUGGCACACGAGCCUGUGGCAAGACCAUUAUUACGAUUGUUGGAACAAUGUGCAGAUGAUGUAAUGCUGCCGGAAGUAGAAAAAAAAUUAGUAGUAUUAUUGAACCAAUUAUGCGUAGCCCUAAUGCAAAAUAUGGCUUUAUUAGAUCUUUUCUUUCAUCCAACUUCCAAUGGAAAGAGCAAAUUCAUCAUUUUUACACUACUGAUCCCACACAUUCAUAAGGAGGGUGGUGUUGGGCAACAAGCAAGAGAUGCAAUGUUACUUUGUAUGUCUCUUUCCAAGAAGAAUGAUGAAGUAGGAUUCUACAUUGCUGAUCACUCUAACGUCUGUCCUGUACUAGCCACAGGAUUAAGUGGCUUAUAUUCAUUGUUACCCAGAAAAUUGGAUAUCGAGACUGAAGAUUGGCACAGACUAACACCAGACGAUGUUAAUGAUAUGCCAGCAUUGACACAGCUGAUGAAUUCGUUAGAAUUUUGCAAUGCUGUCGCACAAGUAGCGCACCCCGUAGUACAGAAACAAAUACUUGAAUUCCUUUACCAAGGAUUCCUUCUGCCUGUAAUGGGCCCAGCGUUACUGCAGGAAUCUCUCGGCUUGACCAUAGAACAGCUAGAUGCACCGCAACACUGGACUGCUGUGGAUGAACUGGUUGCCGCAACAGCUUACUUUGAUUUAUUUUUACGGUCAGUCACAGAACCAGGUUUGCUGCGAUCUCUGAUCAGGUUUUUGCUGGAAGAUAAUUAUGACGAAUGUCGAAUACUGGAUAGUCUGAUUCAAAGGAUAUCUUCAAGAUCACGGCUGUGCAUAGUAACUUUGGCUCUAUUUGAAACUUUGGUUGAGCUGAAUUGCGAAGAUGUUAUGCUAGAAUUGUGCCUUGGAGCGUUAACGCCAUGUUCUCACAUAAUGAUAUCACAACGAAGAAGAUUGCGAGAUAUUGAUCCGUUUGGUCGAGCAGCAGAAAAAUUUCUAAGUCUCACUCCAAAUUGUUGUGCCACAGGUAGCACUAUAUCUAUGUCUCCAAAUUCCUUACCCAAUGUACCAGGAAUUUCUCACUUAAAUAAUUCAACCUUUGGUGCAGAGAGUUUUAAAUCUUUGCCAAUACCAAUUAAUUAUGGAGCAAGAUUGUCAGAGAGCUUAUAUGGAAACUAUCACGCUUAUUUAUGUGAUGCCAGACAAAAAAUAGCCAAUUGUCAGAGAGCAUGUUCUAAUUGGUCGUCGCAAUAUGAUGGAGAAACUUUGAAUGAGACUAAUUCCAGUAUUGCAACAAUUUUACCCGAAGAAAACACUCUCAUCGAACGAACAGUUCAACGAAUUGAAAGUAAUCAGGAAUUUCCAGCGGAGUCAGUUGAGGACACGAGAGUACAAAGCAACAUAUGCAAAGAUCCUUCAGUUCAAAUUAUUUUGGAUAAUAUUGAAUCACUGCUAACCGGAGAGGACGUCACUGUAUGCAAAGAAGAUAUUAGUAAACCUACGACUGAAGAAAAAACCGAUAAUGUUCUUGGAACACUUUCUUUUGAAGAACAAGCUAAACUGGAUGCUGAUAUUGCCGAGUUAUUGAAUGAGGAUAUUGGAACGACCGAACAACAUACUGACGAUACAUUACAGUUGGACAAAAAAGGUUCGGAUAGUGGAAUUGAUGAGUCGAACACCGCAAUGAACUCACUUUUAUCGUUAGGAGAAAGUAGUGGAUACGAAAGCUUUGCAUUUAAAGGUUCCUCAGAAUCAACACCAGACAAUGAACCCAGUGAAGAUAGGAUAAGUGAACACGAAGAAGCAGAAACCACAUUGAGCAUAGAACCUUCUAUACAGCUGCACGGCAUAACAAAUGUAAUCAAUGUAACUAAUGAGGGAUCAAUUUCAAACAGACAAAGUAAGGAUAGCUCAACAUAUCACCAGGAUAUUUUUAACGGACAACCGAAUGUUGGAAUAUUCUUGGACGUUGUUUUACGAAAACUAGAAUGCAUGACGAAUAACAGUGUAUACGUAAAUUUACAUUUAACUGGGCUUCUGAGCAGGCUCGCAAUAUAUCCACAGCCAUUGUUACGGUCUUUCCUACUGAAUCACUCCCUUGUAUUCCAGCCUAGUAUUCGAUCAUUAUUACAGGUUCUUGCAUCACUGAAACAUAAAAUUGACCAGUUUCUUUCUCGCCACCAUGACAUUCACCAAUUGGUUGAGCAAGCUCGAACAUUUUUAAUUGGGCGAGAAGACAGAUUAGUGAAUGCUCGAAAGAAUGCGUUGGAAGCCUCUGCCCAGGCUCCUACUCCUAGACGAUACUCCUCUGCAAGUGAACCAUUCACAAGAGGUGAACCAAAAAGAAGGAGUCUGACCUCAUCCUUGUCACAAAUAUUCAAACGUUCGGGUGGUUAUUCUGGUCCGAGCAGUUUAUCUGGUUCUAUUAGUCAGCCGUCUAGCAUUUCAGAGGACCAAUGGGAAAUUGCUGGUGACAACUGUGGGCCCAGAUACCAUACAAAGAUAUCAUGGGAGUCACCGAAAGACAUAAGUCCAGUACAGAAUAUCGUUCUGUGUGCAGUGGUAUUGGAUGAGUGGGUAAAAGAGUUAGCGGCAAUUACUCAGGAGCAUGCAAUAGCUUCUUUAACCAAUGGUCCAGAGUUCAGGCUAUGAAAUGAAUAACUUGAACUAUAACACAAGCUCCAUAUUCUGAUAACGAUGCAAUAAUGACACAUGCUCAUUACAUAUAUUUUUUCUUCACAUAAACAGGGUUACGGUAUACUUGUAUGUAUGUGACGCACCGAUUAUUCAAAAGUAAUUUAUGAUCGGAUUUUCAAGUUGGACAUAAUCGCGUUACUUUAAGGUGUGGGUGUACAGCUUAUUGCUCCGAUUCCUAAGUAUCGGAAAUGCUCCAAAUCAUAUAUUUAAUAGUUUUCCCUGUAGAAAGUAAGCACGUAAGAUACAUAAUAGAAUAAAUGAAUUUCCUGUUACGAUUUGUUCAGCCAAAUGUGGAUGCGACUGAUACAUUGCAUGAAUCACAGCUUCGGAGAAUUUUUUAUAGAUAAACUCAUGGAAUUAUUUAGUAAAGAAAUUCACUCGAAAAAUACAAACACUAAUUUGUUUCACUUGGAACAAUUUUCUGGAAAUUACAGUAAAACUUUUUUUUGUAUAUUUUACCUAUGAACAGAUCACAACAGAGAAUUCAUAAAAUUAAAGAGCCAAAUUCAAGCCACUAUAUCUAAUAUUUUUAGUCGAAAACCAUAUCACCUAAGCAGAACAAAGUUUAUAAUAUUACAGUUCUCAGUAGUGACAGUGUGAUCGUUACUAAAAAAUCAACUUUGAUGUACCUAUUAACGAUUCUUGCCAUUUAUCGCGAUUUUUUUCGACCAUAUUUAGAGAAUUUAACUCAAAUAUAGAAUACUUUUGUUUAUUUUGACUCCGUAGAAAUUUUCCGGGAAAAUUUUUUGUUGUGCAUUGCAAUGAAAAUCAUUCAGAACCUAAUUAACAAUGAUCUGUCUAUGUACACUUAUAGAAGAUAAUAUGUAGAAUUCUGAAAUUAUGCUGCUGGUUCGUUUUGUUUUGUUUAUUUUGUUUCCACGUACGUGUAAAGGCUUGAGAUAUAUUGUUCCAACACGGUCUGUUGUUAUUCAAAUAUUUGUACUUAUAGUUUGCUGAGUGUACUAGAUUUUGCCUGUAUCUGGUAAUAAUAGUUUCUUAGCCAUUAAUUGUGUGAUGUGUGAAUAGAGGCCGAUGGUACGCAUUAUAAACAGUUAUUAGCACUAGACAGUAUAGAAAAAAUAUCCAAAAGUGCAAUUGAUCGAACUAUAUGACAACCACGAUGACUGUAAUUAAUUACGAAAGUUUAAAACAUGAACGCGCGUCUGUAUAAUUCAUCUUUUGCACUACUGAUCAUGCUAGUUUU